AUGAGAACUUCUGUGGCUUUGCUCUUUGCUCUGGGCUUUUUGGGCGAGUCCUCGGCCUGGUUCUGGCCCAAGAGUGACACUACGACCGUGGCCCCCAGUACCCCGGAGCCUCCGGAGGGAUCUGGAAGUCUGGUGGGAGCCGGAGGAAGUGGAGAGCAACCGGAAAACGCGAGGAAAGCGGAAGAAGCCGGUGACGAUUUGAGCCAAAAUGGCGGACGAAAUUGGGCCACGAUGGAGACGCCGCAAUUGAGGACGCCGCUGCCGCCGGACGAGGAGAGAGUGACUCCGGGUGCUCCGUCACAACAAGACUCGGAAAACAGUCAAAUCAGCGACCAGGAACUAACUAAACCAUCUCGAACUCAAGGAAACUACAAAAAUACCAACAGAGAGCUAGCCACGCCUUCUCCGACUUUAGAAGACCAUAAAACUAGCGAUCAGGAACCAGCUAACCCUCCUCCAACUAUCAGCGAUGACAUUAGCGACCAGGAAGGGACCGCUCAGCCUCAGUGCAUUCUAGUGACCACAGCUUUACCGUUUUGCUCGCACCUUUCUGGUAAAACCGUCGCUUUUCCGAACGUUCUGAACCAAACGCGAGUGGAGGAGGCGGUGAGGACGCUCCGUGAGUGGGCGUGGCUCCUGCAGAAGAAAUGCCACCACAGCCUGGAGUGGUUCUUCUGCCUCCUGUUGGUGCCCGAGUGUAAUGGCGAGCUAGCGGUGCCGUGCCGUAGCUUCUGCGCGGUGUUGCAGGACAGCUGCUGGGAGGUCCUGGACCAGGGGAGUCUGCCGCUGGACUGCCAGGCUCUACCAGAGGAGCAGUGUCUGUCCGUUAGUAACCAGAAAGGUCUCAGACAUGGUGUUUUGCUCGAUGAACUCUCUUUUCUCUCCCUCCUCUCUCCUCUCCCUCCUCUCACUCCUCUCUCUCCUCUCUCCCUCCUCUCACUCAUCUCCCUCCUCUCACUCCUCUCUCCCUCCUCUCACUCCUCUCUCUCCUCUCUCCCUCCUCUCACUCAUCUCCCUCCUCUCACCCCUCUCUCCCUCCUCUCACUCCUCUCUCCCUCCUCUCACUCCUCUCUCUCCUCUCUCACUCCUCUCACUCCUCUCCCUCCUCUCACCCCUCUCUCCCUCCUCUCUCUCCUCUCCCUCCUCUCACUCCUCUCUCCCUCCUCUCUCCUCUCCCUCCUCUCCCUCCUCUCUCCCUCCUCUCUCCUCUCCCUCCUCUCACUCCUCUCUCUCCUCUCUCCCUCCUCUCACUCAUCUCCCUCCUCUCACCCCUCUCUCCCUCCUCUCUCUCCUCUCCCUCCUCUCACUCCUCUCACCCCUCUCUCCCCUCCUCUCUCCUCUCCCUCCUCUCCCUCCUCUCUCCCUCCUCUCUCCUCUCCCUCCUCUCUCUCCUCUCCCUCCUCUCACUCCUCUCUCUCCUCUCCCUCCUCUCACUCCUCUCUCUCCUCUCCCUCCUCUCACUCCUCUCUCUCCUCUCCCUCCUCUCACUCCUCUCCCUCCUCUCCCUCCUCUCUCUCCUCUCACUCCUCUCUCCCUCCUCUCCCUCCUCUCUCUCCUCUCCCUCCUCUCUCUCCUCUCUCCCUCCUCUCACUCCUCUCUCUCCUCUCCCUCCUCUCCCUCCUCUCUCUCCCUCCUCUCCCUCCUCCCUCCCUCCUCUCUCCACCUCUGACUCCUCUCUCCACCUCUCACUCCUCUCUCUCCUCUCCCUCCUCUCUCUCCUCUCUCCUCUCCCUCCCUCCUCUCACCCCUCUCUCUCCCUCCGCAGAGGACAGUGGGGUCUCUCUGCUGCAGCUGAUUGGAGACCCGCCUCCAGACGAGAUCUCGCAGGUCUUCGGUCCGGACGACGCCCCUGGGUAUGUGUUUGGAGUGGACUCUAACACGGGACAGCUGGCCAGGGCGCACCUCCCCAACCCCUUCCACCUCAGCUUCUCCCUCCUCUUCCACCUCAAGCCCACCUCCUCCAAAGGGGGCGUGGUCUUCUCUGUGAUUGACAGCACUCAGAGGAUCAUCUAUGUGGGCGUCAAGCUGUCGGAGGUGCAGGACAACAACCAGGAGGUGAUCUUGUUCCUGUCUGGUGCUGGUUCAGAGCGGUCCCAGGAGGUGGCUCGGUUCCCUCUGAGGUCCCUGCAGGACCAGUGGACCCGCCUGGCUCUGUCUGUGGAGCAGGACACAGUGCGGUUCUAUCUGAACUGUGAGAGAGAGCCUCAGGUGACGCGGCUGCAGAGGCCCCUGGGAGCCCUGCCUCUAGAGCCAGGGGCCGGGGUGUUCGUGGGACAGGCCGGAGGAGCGGACCCCGAUAAGUUUGAGGGGGUCAUCAGUGAGCUGCGAGUCGUGGGAGAUCCUCGAGCUGCAGAACGACAGUGUGAAGAUGACGAGGACGAUGAAGAACUGGCGUCUGGAGAAGGAAGUGGAGACGACUCGACCACGAGCCACGGAGGAGCAACAUUUACAACGGCGCCUCCUCCAAUCAGAGAACCUCCUGUGACGAGACCAUAUGAGCCUGAGCCUCGUAGGACAGGACCCACGGGACCCAGAGGAGAGAAGGGUGACACUGGAGAGACAGGGCAGAAGGGCGAGCAAGGAGCCCAGGGAGAGAAGGGAGAUAGCAGCAGCAGAGGAGGAGCAGGAGGCGGAGGAGGUGGAAAGGUAAACAAGGAGGAGGAGGAGGUGUAA
Molecule: messenger RNA, 2673 nt
Organism: Knipowitschia caucasica
Lineage: Eukaryota; Metazoa; Chordata; Actinopteri; Gobiiformes; Gobiidae
Source: the annotation of a GenBank genome assembly